This is a messenger RNA of Lasiodiplodia theobromae, 429 nucleotides long. Its product is annotated as Secreted hemolysin-type calcium-binding protein. The transcript is spliced from 2 exons. The record is from RefSeq and is a predicted model, not a curated record. Lineage: Eukaryota; Fungi; Ascomycota; Dothideomycetes; Botryosphaeriales; Botryosphaeriaceae. The coding region runs from base 1 to 429 and encodes 142 amino acids.
AUGCACUCCGCUCUUUUCGCCAUCUUCGGUUUCGCCACCGCGGCCUACACCGCUUCCAUCCCUCGCGCUGCGCUCAAGUCCUUCGAGGUCACCGGUUUCAACUUCACUCAGGCCGCCGGCUCCGACGCUGCCAACGUCUACUUCUACGUCAACGAGCCCAACACGGGCGACCUGACCAUCUGCGGCGAUGAUGCCGUCCGUCCGAAUGAGCUCCGCUUCUGCAAUGGAGCUCCGCAGUUCGUGUUUGGCGACGACUUCAAGACUCUUUCCGUUUCUUGGCUGUGGGGCGCCGACGGUCCCGACGACCACACUUCUGCUAGUGGCACGGCCAACGUUACGCUGAACUGCGUCGACGACCCCUCUCAGCAGGGCCAGCAGCAGUGCACUGCCGACGACUUCAAGAUUGAGCCCACUAUUGUUGCCCCUUAG